AUGGCUUCCGGCCAGAAUUCCCUCAGGGAUCGACAAAUCAAAUCUAUUGUACGCAUGUUAAACUUUAACCAUGAACUAGAUGAUACCUCUAAAACGCCUGAUCAGCCUACAGGUGGUACUUCGGGAAUACCUACGACAUCUAUUCUAAAUCCUAAUGGAGAACCAAUAUGGAAGGUACUAGUGUUUGACGCCUUUGGAAGAGACAUUAUCAGUAGUGUUCUAAGGGUUUCUGAUUUACGAGCUUGGGGAGUCACAAUGCACAUGAACAUAGCAUCAAAUCGGCAUCCAAUUCCUGACGUACCAGUUAUUUAUUUUUUGGAACCCUCUCCAGAAAAUCUUGGAACCAUCACGUCAGACCUCUCCCGCGGUCUCUAUUCUCCGGCUCACAUAAAUUUCCUUUCCUCAAUACCUCGACCUCUUCUCGAAGACUUUGCUAGACAGACAGCAGAGGCCAGGACUUCCGAAAAUAUUGCACAGUUUUUUGAUCAGUAUUUAAACUUUAUUGUCUCAGAGCCAGAUCUAUUUAGCUUGGGGAUGCAAAAUCAGAAUACAUAUUGGGCACUGAAUAGUGCCCAAACUUCUGACGAUAUUUUGAACAAAGUUAUAGAUAAUACAGUUGGUGGGCUUUUUAGUGUAAUGGUUACAUUGGGUGUUAUACCCAUAAUUCGUUGUCCCAAAGGAGCAGCAGCUGAACAAGUAUCAAUACGUCUUGAUAGAAAAUUGAGGGACCAUAUUCUUAACGCCAAAGACAAUUUAUUUGCCUCAAAUAGCAACAAAUCGAAUAUAGUUGGUUUAUUAUCUUCAAGGCCCGUGUUAAUAAUUCUCGACCGGAAUGUAGAUCUAAUACCUAUGCUCUCACACUCAUGGACAUAUCAAUCACUAGUUCAUGAUAUACUCGAAAUGAAGCUCAAUCGAAUUACCAUGGAGACACUUAUUGACGAGAGUGAUCCUCUAAAAGGUUCAUCGAAAAAAACUUAUGAUGUUUCUUCAAAUGAUUUUUUUUGGGCAAGAAAUGCAGCCAUGCCUUUUCCACAGGUUGCUGAAGAUAUUGAUGCCGAGCUCAUAAAAUACAAAGAUGAAGCUAACGAAGUUACUCGAAAAUCGGGAGCAAGCUCGAUAGAAGAUCUUCAAAAUGAUAGUACGGCAUCAGCACAGCAUCUCAAAGCAGCUAUCACCCUUCUACCUGAAUUAAGAGAGCGUAAAGCGGUUCUAGACAGUCAUAUGAACAUCCUUGCCGGUCUUUUAACUGGGAUUAAGAAUAGACAACUUGACAAUUUUUACCAGAUGGAAGAAAAUAUUAUCAAACAGAGCAAAACACAUAUCCUUGAUGUUAUUAAUGAUGCUACCAAAGGUAAUGAUCCCAAUGAUAAACUACGACUGUUCAUCAUUUGGUUCCUUAGUACGGUGGAAGAAGUCACACGUCAAGAUAUAGGAAGAUUUGAAGAGGCACUUAAAAAUGCCGGUGCUUCAACCAACUCACUCUCUUAUAUCAAGCAGGUUCGUAAUACGACUCGUAUGACAAUGAUGACGUCUGCACCAUCACAAACCCAAAACAAUUCAAACUCCUCAGCACCAGAUUUAUUCCGAGGCUUUUCAUCUAUUUCUUCGCGCCUUACAACUACUUUGAAGGAAACAGGGGUGAGCGCGAAUUUCGAAAAUCUAAUAUCUGGUGUUAAAAACUUUCUACCGGCUAACCGCGAUUUAACCGUUACAAAAAUCACAGAAUCAAUUAUGGAUCCGACGGGUGCCUCAAGUAGUGCUAUAGCAAAGACAGAAAACUAUCUUUACUUCGAUCCGCGUAGCGCAACAGCUCGUGGAACGAUGCCUCCGGCGAAUUCUAGUUGGAAGGCGGAGCAAAUGCCAGGUGGCCUAGGACGUGGUGAAAAUGCAAGUUUUGGACAGCGGAGGCAAGGGUUUAAUGAAGCAAUUGUUUUCAUGGUUGGGGGGGGUAGCAUGGACGAGUACGGUAAUCUUCAAGAAUGGGUUAAGCGAACUAGUACAAGCAGCACUGGAGUUGAGAAGGGUGCAUGUCGUCGAAGGAUUGUUUAUGGAAGCACUGAGCUAAUAAAUGCCGGAGCGUUUCUUCGUCACGAACUCGAAAAACUGGGCACCGAAGUAGAGGGAGCAAUGUGA
Molecule: messenger RNA, 2133 nt
Organism: Blumeria graminis f. sp. triticale
Lineage: Eukaryota; Fungi; Ascomycota; Leotiomycetes; Helotiales; Erysiphaceae
Source: the annotation of a GenBank genome assembly